Messenger RNA from Spea bombifrons (plains spadefoot toad), 1159 nucleotides. RefSeq names its product ALK and LTK ligand 1 (gene ALKAL1). The record is from RefSeq and is a predicted model, not a curated record. The transcript is spliced from 6 exons. Gene Ontology annotation, biological process: positive regulation of ERK5 cascade; positive regulation of ERK1 and ERK2 cascade. Gene Ontology annotation, molecular function: receptor signaling protein tyrosine kinase activator activity; receptor tyrosine kinase binding. Bases 17 to 544 code for a protein of 175 amino acids. NCBI's taxonomy places the organism in Eukaryota, Metazoa, Chordata, Amphibia, Anura, Pelobatidae.
UAUCAGAUGGAGAAAGAUGUGGAGAGAGUGCGGAUUGUUUGAUGAUUUUAGUUUGAAGAUCGCAGAGGGAGAGAUGCAGAGGGCAAGGAAGUUGCACGCUCUGCUGGCCAUCUCUUUCUUACUGGUCACCUCAUCAGUUCGAGGCAAUAGUCAAGUGCAAAUGAACGAAAAGAGAACUCUUCUUGAUCUUAUAGUGCAGGUCAUUGGGGACAGUAACAAUAGUAGAGAAAAUGGAAAAAUCCUUUCCAGGCGGUAUAGUGAGAGCGUCGUGGACUCAGCGGAUCGCAGACUAUCCUCCAAGGAGAGGACAGCCCCUGCCCCAAGACCCAGCAGCAGGAGACCCAUAGAAAUAUUUUCUCGAGAUCCAACUUUAAAAGACAAGUUCUUAAAUCAUUUUACAGGUCCUGUGACAUUUUCAGCAGAAUGCAACAAGCAUUUCUUUAGAGUCUACCACAAUACUAAAGACUGUUCAACACCAGCUUAUUACAAAAGAUGUGCAAGGCUGUUAACGCGGUUGGCUUUGAGCCCAUUAUGCUCACAAUAAAAGAUCCUAGCAUCUGAUCUGCUAAAACAUAACUUUGAUUUGCCAAGAACGUGCCUUGAAUCCCUCUCCAAGUGCAGAUGUCUCAAACUACGUUGAUCUGAGUUACCGUUUUCUCAUAAAAUGCAUCUUUUUUUUUUUUCUUUAUGUUGAACAUUCCAUAACCACGUGAACUUAAUACUUUUAAUUUUUUAAUAUAUUGUCCAGGGCUGAGAAAUGUAACUAUUUAUUUAAAAAAACACUGUAUAUAAUAUGUACUAAUAUUAUACUAAAUAUAUGUUAUAAUCACUUGCAGAGUCAUUUAUUAUUUUUUGUUUUUAUUUUUAACGAUUUACAUUGUAAUUCAAAUUUGUUGCUCAGGCUGAAAUCUUUUUAUUUGCACUAAUUUGAAAUGGAAAUGAUCUAUAUGAUUGAAUACUUCCAAGUAAGCUUUUAGGAAGAUGUAUUAUUGUCAGGUUAAAAUAUCAGAGAUUGUGUAGUAAAGCUUUGGCAAGAUAUUGCACAUAAAACCAAAUGCAUGUUGUACAGGCACAUUUGGAUGGGCUGCAAAUAAAUUUCAAGUAUGUGACUGGAAAACUGCAAUGCAGUUUUGAUGGAAUAAAUAAUAUGCAUUUGUGA